AUGUUUGACGUAAGGUUCCCGGUGCGUGUGCUGUCAGAUGGCGGAUGGCACCGCGUGUCCGUGGCCGUGUCUGCAGGAAGCCUUGCCCUCUACGUGGACUGCGUUUUGGUGGAAGACGUAAAGUGGGGCUACCCAGGCAUGGACAUCAGCACAGACAGCUUGCUGGUUGUGGGCGGCAUCAUCGAGGACUCUGAGAUACCGUUUGAGGGAGACCUAAGGCAGGUGACCUUUUUAAUGGGUGACCCCGAUGCAGCAAGGGACCACUGCACCCUCCACCUGCCAGUGUGUGAGAAGGCAGCCAAACCUACACCAACGGCCAAGAUACUGCACCAGCUGGAGGUACAGAGCUCUGAACAUGCCUCCCUAAGAACAGAUCCAGAUUAGAGUAUGUCACCCAAAUGCC
This is a messenger RNA of Paramormyrops kingsleyae, 403 nucleotides long. The record is from RefSeq and is a predicted model, not a curated record. Lineage: Eukaryota; Metazoa; Chordata; Actinopteri; Osteoglossiformes; Mormyridae.